Exaiptasia diaphana is the source of this 1885-nucleotide messenger RNA. RefSeq lists its product as uncharacterized. The transcript has a single exon. The coding region runs from base 35 to 898 and encodes 287 amino acids. Lineage: Eukaryota; Metazoa; Cnidaria; Anthozoa; Actiniaria; Aiptasiidae. The record is from RefSeq and is a predicted model, not a curated record.
AAGCAAUACACUUUUGCUUCAAGAGGAUAACAUUAUGGACGAGAACAAGAUAACUCCAGCUCAACUAUGGACAAACUACACAACGUAUAACUGCAGAAAGUGGCUUGGCUUCUGGACCAAAUGGAAUCCUCAUACUGGCGAAGUUUUGGAUAGUUUCGACAGCAUUCGACACAUCCAGUUGAUCGAUGAUUCGAGAAUGAAACAUCAGAACACUUUUAUCUACAAAGAUGGCAGUAGUAAGAAUACGGGACCGAUGAAUGGCCCGUGGGAGUACCUGAAAGACCGGGAUUGCGAUGAACAUGGAAUGAUUCACCCUUCAUCACGAAAAAUCGGCAACGACGCGAGAGCAUUUUUCGUUCAGAACGGAGGAGGAACAUGGACGAUCAUGCGAGUAAAAGAAAAGAAAAUCUUCUUUUUCGAACUGUUCUUUCCAGAUCAUUUCAAGAGGUUUAGCAAUGGGGUKCAAUACGAUGCUGAGGGCAAUGCGGCGCGAUUGACACUGAUACGUGAAGACAACCGGUCAAGGCCAAGUCUGUAUUGGUCCAAGGAAAUUGACUUUAGAAAGGAUUUCGACACGAAAGGAGAAUUCUACGGCACGGAAAUUACUCUUUCUGCAAAUCUAAUACAGUUAACAAAAACAAAUUGUCAUUGGAAUCGAGAGUAUUGGGAAAAACAGCACCGAAGUGAUGCCAAUAAGUCUGUCGUCUAUCUACCUGAUAAAGUAAUGACGUCAUUUCCUGCUCGGGUUCACCCCAGCCUUUCUUUCCACGUGAAAGUGUUUUGUCAUUACACUGAGGGAGAUCAGAACGAGGUUAGGGAAGAAACCAUUUAUUUUGAAAAUGGGGCAUUUUCUCAUUUCAAGCAAGGAAUUUACUUUCCUGUCGAUAAGAAGAGUUAGGUAAACUGGAAAAAAUGGUUGAAAACAUGCUUAAUACUAAUUACUACAGUGAACUCCAAAAACCGUGAAAUAGAUGUUACGCUAAUACACCUUAGCACGCUCUAAUUUUGUUUCCCUUUGUGUCUAUUUGAAUAUCACACUUAAAUAGUCAAGUUUUUAUUUCACGGGUUUAAUGACGUCACUCUACGAAAUAGUGUUGAUUAGACAAUAGCAAACAAGGGAAUUAGAAUAAUUUAGUUUGCACUAUUUAAGUUUCACGGUUGGAGUGCGUCGGCUCUACUAUCUGUAUUAAGCAUACAUGCACAGGCAACCCAUCACGAUGAUGGGUGAAAUGAAAAGUCAAAUUAUAGCAUAAGAAAUGAAAUGACUGGGCUGGUUAAGCUCUGAGUGUCUAGAAUCAGUGUCUUGUUGAAUGAAAUAGUAUUGCUUUGAAUUCGUCUUUCGUAAAUUUCGCAUAUUUCAAUGCAUUUCAAUUCAUAUUACUAACGACUCGUUAGUUGAAUAAUAUAAAGUACUUUUUGGCAAUUCACUGUAAAAAUACAAUUGCAUACGAUAUAUAAUCAAAGAAAACGUGUUUCUUGUUGUUUUUGAAGGAAAAACAAAAAUAGUGAUGUGUGAGUUUUUUUUAUCUCGUGAAAAUCAAACCGUUUUAAAUUUGCUAAAUAUUUUAAACUUUUCCGGUUCACGUUUCGUGAAUUUACUUUUAUCUUAAGUAUAGUUUUUUUAGGAAGUAAAAGUUUCGUUUUCGCGCYYUUUUGACAUAUUGGCGCGCGGCCGCGAGUUCCUAAUUUUCCCGCGCAAAUCUUGUUUGUCGCUAUGACGAUCAACUUCCCAAACACCCAURAAGAWAGACGCAGACUWCGAAAGCUUAAACUAAAAUCAGGAUCAGAUAAAAAGGGUUAUGGGAUCAAUCAUUAGGAAGCUUUAACAUAUAUGUAUCGCUUGUAUAACAAUAUAUUAGCAAAGACAACAAACUGUAAUCAUCUA